UACUCCUGUAGGUUUCUGCUUGUGGCCAGGGUAACGGCUCAAUGCGAAGGCACCUCCAGGGGAUUUUCUGCUCCCAACCGCCUGUUCGAAUGUGUGAGGAGAUGGCUUGGCUUUGGUGUUCACCACACCUGCUUCCUCCCAGGUGCCACAGGGACUACUAAAGAUGUAGCAGAAGAAUCCAUAUCAGAUGAUGACAAAAGGAGGAACUAUGGUGGUGUUUAUGUUGGUCUGCCAUCGGAUGCAACUGCCAUGGUUUCCAGUCAGACAAAAGCUGCACCUAAAGGUAUUUGAAGGUUGUGUGUUGCAGUUCUCAUGCAUUCUCAGUCUAAUUUGAUCUACUAAAAUGUAUUUAUCCUUUAAAAAUCAGUGAUUACUUCAGACAGACUGAACAGCUUUGGAGCCUCUUAAGGCAGUGGAACUAUUUAUAAUCAUUGAAGUGAUUGUUCCCAUUUAGCAAAAUUUUAACACACCUACUUUUGCAGAAGAAUCAUAGAGCAGACGCUCACAGUGUGGUACAUUGUCUUCUGAACAGCUUCUCCGUGCUCUGAGCGCUGUGUGGAUUCAAAGAAAACAAAAACCUGUUACAAUUUAGAGGCUAGGAUAUAUGCACUUGCAGAGCCUUAGCACUAUUUAUAGUUUUGAAGGUGUUUACUUGCAUUGUGGUGAAUUCCAAUAAGCAGAGUUAGUAAGUGCUUGCUUUCAGAUGUGUUUCUGUUCUUGUAUGAAACCCGGUGCAAAUUGUUUUUUUCCCAUUUUAUAUUUUUGAGCUUCCAAAGCUUGUUGCAAUGCAAAAAGUGAAGAACAAUAACACGAUUUACCAUAAUAAUAUUGUAUGUAUUUGGAACAGUAUUAACUUCACUGCAUGCUUUGUUGAAUGGGGCUUUAAAUUAGUGAUAUGCUAGAAUGUUUUAACCAUCUUUACCUUCUGUUUUCUAAUUAAGAUUAGAAGGAAAUAAACGCAUCAAGAUGCAAACAGCUGGAGUCCUCUGCUAAGACCAAUUGCCAGUACUUAGGAGAAAGUUGUCUUUCUACUGGAGAUUUUUUAUAUUCAUGUAGCCUUCCACAUGGCAAGACAGUUCAGAACACUAAAAAAUUGAAACUGCUGCAAGUUACAACUACAGGUAAAGCUUAAAGUACAACAUGGAAUGAGUUAGCAAUGACGAUUGCAUUAUGGAAACUUUCUGCUGUUAUCCAGUGAAAAAUGAAGUUGAUGAACUCGUGGAUAUUUCUGGACAAGAGCUAACUUUGAUGAUCUGCAACUUAUUUCCCUUUGGCCAUAUUGCAGAUUUCAUCAGCUAUCAGCUACGCUUCGUAUAUUUUCUCUGACAGUUUUUGAUAGAUUUUAUAUAGAAAGUCAUUACUACUGUCCACUUAACAUUUCCUAUGGUAGGUUCCUAUAAAUUAAUUGUUGAUUUACUUCAGAGUAAUAUAUUUGACAGGUUUGCAUCUUUUUGGUAAUAUUGCAAAUUUUAAUAUUUUUGCUUUGAAAACUUAGAAUAGGAAGAAACAGACAUAAGACCAUCAGGUUCUUUAUAAUUACUAUUGUCACUUUUAUACAGUGAAAUGAAUAUGAGUGUUCAAUUUUCACCUUUUAAAAAGAUAUUAUUGCUCAAGGAAAUUUAUUUAAAUAAGAACAAUGAUGUACUUCACUGUAAUAUUUACAUGUCUGUUAUUUUCUUCAGCUUUAUCUCUUUUAUAAAGCUUUACAUGGAAAAAAUACUGAUGAACCAAACUAUUAUGUUAUGUCUUCCAUUCCGUGUAAUAUUAUAAUUACAUUUCCUUGUGUAAGAAUGACAUGAUGGUAUUGUCAGAGAGAGCUGAACUAAAACCCAGAGUUGCAUCCUCCCGAACCACAGAGGAGUUUUGAUCAAUAUUUGAGUUUUGUAUCCCCAGUUCUUCUCUAAGCAUCUCAAGUUUGACAAAUUGUAGCAGAAUGUGUGUUCUUAAUACUUCAGUGGUUUGUUAUAUUAAAUGAUGGAUGGGCGGUUUUAAAAUUCAUUAAGUUCAUACCAAAUGUAAGUUCCCACAGGAACAUGAAACAAAUUGUACAUUUCCAUAUGGCUGAACAUGUAUU
Struthio camelus australis is the source of this 2074-nucleotide messenger RNA. The record is from RefSeq and is a predicted model, not a curated record. NCBI's taxonomy places the organism in Eukaryota, Metazoa, Chordata, Aves, Struthioniformes, Struthionidae.